AUGCAUCUUAAUGAUCAAGUGUGCAAUCCAAAUGCUAUUAGAAAUAGCUUUCAUGAUAGUAUUAAAGAUGGUCCUUUAUACAUUUGUUCAUCAUGCACACAGACUUACUUCAAACACUCUGUUCAGAGAGUAGAUAGGACAAAAUUCAAACAUAAAGAUCUAAUGCUAGCUUGCCUUACAGGUUACAAAAGUGUUGGUAAUAAAGAAUGGGUUUGUAAGACUUGUGUUGGUGCUCUUGCAUCUGGGAAAAUUCCAGCAUGUUCAGUUGCAAAUGGUUUAAAAUUUCCUGAAAUUCCUGAUGAACUUAAGCUAACUCAAUUGGAAGAGCGAUUAGUUGCUCCUAGAUUGGCAUUUAUGCAAAUCAGAGAAAUGCCACGUGGAGGACAGUUGAGUUUAAAAGGAAAUGUUGUUAAUGUUCCAGCAGAUGUAAACACCACUGUUAAAAUAUUACCAAGGAUGCAGUGUGAUGAAGAUACCAUUCUUCUGAAAUUUAAACGGAAAAUGUCUUAUAAACAUCAUAUGUCAUUUGAAAAGAUCAGACCUAACAAGGUUUUUGAAGCAGCAAAGUGGUUGGUUAACAACAGCUUGUUGUUCAGAAAUGAAGGAAUACAAGUUGAUGAGAAUUGGAUGAACAACUACCAACAAUUAACUGAGGAUGAUAAUUUGUUAAGAGUAGAUGCUGGAAUACAGAAAGAGGAUAGUCCUGGUGAAGAUGAAACAGAUCAGUGGACAGAGGAUGAACAUUUUGAUAACAGACCAACUGGAAAUUUUGACACUUUGCUUCAUCCAGCAGAUUUUAGAGAAUUUAACCAAAUUCUUUCUUUAGCACCUGGAGAAGGCAAAACUCCCUUGGGACUAUUUCAGGACAUUUUUUCAGAAUUCUUGGCUUUCCCAACAAUUUACUGUGGCACAUCUAGACAAGAUAACACUUGUAGGACUGUACCAUUGCACUACAGCACAAUUUGUAAAUGGGAGUUAAGAAAUGUUGACAGAAGAGUUGCUAUGAAUCUCCCAAAUAUAUUCUACAAGUUAAAGAAAUUACAAAUCAAGCAGAUAAAGGACAAAGUUUCUUUGGCAAUGAGAAAAUGCAAAACAAAUGGGAAAAGAAUUACAGUUGAACAGGUCUUGUCCCCAGGUUUCAUUGAUGAUGUUGCUAUGCAUGAUGAAGGAUUUAGAGUGUUACGAAAACUUCGAGGUUCCCCACCAUACUGGGAGAGUGCAAAAAAAGAUGUUUUUGCAAUGAUCAAACAACUUGGUGUACCAACUUGGUUCUGUUCUUUCUCAGCUGCGGAGACUAGAUGGGUACCUUUACUUCAGUGUUUGGCUAAACUAGUUAAACAAAAAGAAUUGACAGAACAAGAGACCAUUGAAAUGACAUGGCAAGAGAAGUGUGAAUUAAUAAAGUCUGAUCCUGUAACCUGUGCCAGAUACUUUGACAAUAGAAUCCAGUGUUUCUUAAAUUCUGUCUUGAAAAGCCACUCUCAACCAAUUGGAGAAAUUGCUGACUAUUUUGGUAGAAUAGAGUUUCAGCAAAGAGGAUCACCUCACAUCCACCUUCUCAUAUGGAUAAAAGAUGCUCCUGUAUAUGGUCAGUCUCAUUUAUCAGAUGUUAUCAGUUUCAUUGAUAAAUAUGUCACCUGCAAAAAAGACAUAACAAUUCCAAGUCUUGUUAAUUAUCAGACACACAGACAUGCAAGAACUUGUAGGAAAAAAGGUAAAGCAAUUUGCAGGUUCAAUUUCCCUAUCCCUCCUAUGCCAUCAACUGUUAUUUUAGAGCCAUUGAAUGAUGAUGACAAGAAGCUUGCAGAGAAAAAUUUUAUGAAGGUAGCUACUUUAAUGAACGAAAUGAAUAAUGUUGAUGUUAUGAGUUUCUCCGACUUCUUGAAAGAAUUAGAAAUGGAUCUUCAUACUUAUUUAUUGGCUGUGAGGUCAUCAUUAUGUAGUCCCAAAAUUUUUCUCAAACGCUUACCUUGUGAAACAAGAGUCAACAAUUAUAACACUAUUGCAUUAAAAUGUUGGGAAGCAAACAUGGAUAUUCAAUUUAUUCUUGAUCCAUAUGCAUGCGUAUCUUACAUAGUGUCAUACAUCUCAAAAGGACAAAGGGGAUUGUCAAAUUUAUUACAUCAAGCAUGUAAAGAGGCUAGAUCAAGUGAGAGUGAUAUCAGGCAACAGGUUAGAAAAAUAGGAAAUCAGUUUCUUUCUCAUGUAGAAAUUGGAGCUCAAGAAGCUGUAUAUCUAGUCCUGCAAAUGCCUUUAAGGAAAUGCACAAGGUCUGUUGUAUUCAUAGACACAAAUUCAGCAGAAAAGAGAGUUGCUUUAUUAAAAUCUUUCACAGACUUGCAACAUUUACCAAAGAAUUCAACCAACAUUGAGGCAGAUAGUGUUUUGAAGAAAUACAAGCGAAGACCUAAAAAAUUGAAUGACUGUAUAUAUGCUGAUUUUGUGUCCUGGUUUGACACAAUUUAUUCUGCUAGACAAAAUAAAUAUGCAUCUGCAGAGAGUGAAUUGCCUGAAGAUGAUGUUGAAAAUAAUGAUGACACUAUUAGUGAAAGUGAAAGUGAAGAAGAAAAUAAAACAGAAAUUAUAGAAUUUAAAGAUGGGACAUUAUUAAGAAAAAGAAGUAAGCAAAAGGUUCUGCGUUACAACAAGGUAUCAGAAAAUGAAAACAAUGAAGAACAUUAUAGACAGCUGUUAAUGUUGUUUACAUCAUGGAGAAAUGAGGAGUGUGACUUAAUGAAUAAAUGCAAUUCUUUUUAUGAAAGUUAUCAUAAAAUGGAAGAUGUUAUAUUGCUAAAUCAACAGAAAUAUGAAAAAAUUGACCAACAAUUGCUAGAAACAGCAAUUACCGAAUAUUCUGAGGAUUUUGAAAAUUCUAUAAGAGAUCCUGUUUUGCCUCAAAUUGAUCACCAAGAACUCAUUGAUAAUAUUGAAGGCCACCAUCCAUCAAGGAUGUAUGGUUGUUUUGAUCCAUCUGUAAAUGAGGUUUCCAAUUCCUGUGAGCAACCGUGUUCAUAUGAUCUUGGUCAAGACAUUGGUAUCACAAGAAAGCAAUUAGAUGAUUCCUGUUUACCCUUGAAUGAAAUGAGUGAUGAUGCAUUUAGAACACUUGCUCAAAAUCUAAAUCUUCAACAAAAAGAAUUUUUCUACCAUGUAUAUCAUUGGUUGAAGACAGAGACUGAUCCUUUGUACAUUUUCCUCUCUGGAGGCGCAGGAGUAGGAAAAAGUGUAGUACUGCGAGCUUUGUAUCAGGCUUUACUAAAAUAUUACAAUCAUCGCCCAGGAGAAAACCCUGACCAUCUUAAAAUUUUACUUUGUGCUCCAACAGGAAAAGCUGCUCAUAACAUUGGAGGAAACACAAUACACAACACAUUUAGCAUUCCAGUUGGUAGGGGAUUUAAAUUUAAACCUUUAGAUAUGCAGCAAUUGGACACAAUGAGAUGUAAAUACCAUUAUGUCAAGGUGAUUUUCAUUGAUGAGAUUUCUAUGGUUGGUAGUGGUAUGUUCAAUUUUAUUAAUUUAAGACUACAAGAAAUUAGAGGAUGUACAAAACCAUUUGGAGGGAUUAGUGUAGUAGCUGUUGGAGAUCUUUUCCAACUGAAACCAGUGAUGGAUUCUUGGAUAUUUAAACAAAGGUGUGAUGGACUUCAAGUUCUUGGAACAAAUUUAUGGAAAGACCUGUUUUCUUUCUAUGAACUUGAAAAAAUAAUGAGACAGAGGGAUGAUUUAGAAUUUGCACAGCUCUUGAACAGACUUAGGGAAGGAAAUCAUUUGAUUCCAGAAGACAUAGAUAAACUCAAAACAAGAAUUACUGUAAAAGAGAAUCUCUCUGCAUCUGCUCAGAAAUUGCCUCAUUUAUAUACUACCCGUGCUGCAUCAACAGAACAUAACAUGGAAGUACUUGCAAGUGUUUCAGAAGCACAGAAAACAUCAGUUGAUGCCAUAGACAGUAUUUCUGGUGAAAUUUCUACAGACCUUAGAAGAAAAAUUCUAGAUAAAGUGCCUGAUGAUCCAUCAAAAACAAUGGGACUAAAAAAAAAUUUGCAAGUGGGUGUUGGUAUACAAUAUGAAUUAUGUGUAAAUAUAAAUGUUGAAGAUGGAAUGACAAACGGUUCUCCUUGUAUUGUUCAAUUAUUAGAUUUCAGAGUUGAAAACUCCACAAGAUGCAGUAUCAUUUGGGUUAAGUUUGAAAACAAAUCAACUGGAAAGCUUUGGCGUGAAAAAUAUGCUCAUUUAUUUAUUGAAUGCAUUCCUUCACAUUGGACACCUAUUUUAGAAACAACAAGAAGUUUUACCUUACAGCACUAUAAAACUUACUAUGUUACUCGACGCCAAUUUCCACUUCAAGUUGCUGCAGGGAAGACAAUUCACAAAUCACAAGGCUCAACUUUAAAGGGAGUUGUGAUAAACUUUGAAGGCAGAAAAACAGAACAUAUUCAUUAUGUUGGUUUGAGUAGAGUGCAAAACCUGAAUUCUGCAUAUAUUCUCAACUUGAAUUUUUGGCAGUACCCAGAGUACCGAACCUUUGCCUCUCGGUAUGCAACAUUUCAAGACUGGCCAAAAUUUUUAAGGGGACCCAACAAAAAAGACUUGGCUCGAGCAGGGUUCAUCUACAAUCAGACUGGAGAUAAAGUAACCUGUUUUUGUUGUGGAAUGACGCUGAGUGAGUGGGAACCCGUCGACGACGCCUUCCAAGAACAUCAACGCUGGUCGAGAUUUUGUCAGUUUGCUCAAAUGGUGGGCGACGAAAAAAACUAG
Molecule: messenger RNA, 4755 nt
Organism: Magallana angulata
Lineage: Eukaryota; Metazoa; Mollusca; Bivalvia; Ostreida; Ostreidae
Exons: 2
Coding region: 1-4755 (1584 amino acids)
Biological process (GO): telomere maintenance; DNA repair
Molecular function (GO): DNA helicase activity
Source: RefSeq, a predicted model, not a curated record